CCAAGAUGCCUGAGGAAACCCAGACCCAAGACCAGCCGAUGGAGGAGGAGGAGGUGGAGUCUAUCUCCUUCCAGGCGGAGAUCGCGCAGUUGAUGUCACUGAUCAUCAACACCUUCUACUCGAACAAGGAGAUCUUCUUGCGGGAGCUGAUCUCCGACUCGUCCGACGCUCUGGACAAAAUCCGAUACGAGAGCCUGACCAACCCCAGCAAGCUCGACUCGGGGAAGGAGCUGCACAUUAACCCCAUCCCGAACAAGCAGGACCGGACCCUCACCAUCGUGGAUACCUGGAUCGGCAUGACCAAGGCCGACCUGAUCAACAACCUGGGCACCAUAGCCAAGUCGGGGACCAAAGCGUUCAUGGAAGCUCUGCAGGCGGGCGCAGAUAUUUCUAUGAUUGGCCAGUUCGGGGUCGGGUUCUAUUCAGCCUACUUGGUGGCCGAGAAGGUGACGGUGAUCACAAAGCACAAUGAUGACGAGCAGUACGCCUGGGAGUCCUCCGCAGUGGGCUCAUUCACGGUCCGCACUGACACAGGCGAACCUAUGGGUCGGGGAACGAAAGUUAUUCUGCACCUGAAAGAAGACCAGACGGAGUACCUGGAGGAGAGGAGGAUAAAGGAGAUCGUGAAGAAGCACUCCCAGUUCAUCGGCUACCCCAUCACUCUGUUCGUGGAGAAGGAACGUGAUAAAGAGGUGAGCGAUGAUGAGGCUGAAGAAAAGGAAGAGAAAGAGGAGGAAAAAGAAAAGGAAGAGAAGGAAUCUGAUGACAAACCCGAGAUAGAAGACGUUGGUUCCAAUGAAGAGGAGGAGGAGAAGAAAGAUGGGGACAAGAAGAAGAAAAAGAAGAUCAAGGAGAAGUACAUUGAUCAGGAAGAAUUGAACAAGACAAAGCCUAUUUGGACCCGAAACCCCGAUGAUAUUACCAAUGAAGAGUAUGGAGAAUUCUACAAGAGUUUGACCAAUGACUGGGAAGACCACCCGGCAGUGAAGCAUUUUUCAGUGGUAGGGCAGUUGGAGUUCCGAGCUCUUCUCUUUGUGCCAAGACGUGCUCCCUUUGACCUAUUCGAGAACAGAAAGAAAAAGAACAACAUUAAGUUGUAUGUUCGCAGAGUUUUCAUCAUGGAUAACUGUGAGGAGCUCAUCCCAGAGUAUCUGAAUUUCAUCAGAGGUGUGGUGGACUCUGAGGAUCUUCCUCUAAAUAUUUCCUGUGAGAUGCUGCAGCAAAGCAAAAUUUUAAAGGUUAUCAGAAAGAACUUGGUUAAAAAGUGCUUAGAACUCUUCACCGAACUGGCCGAAGACAAAGAGAACUACAAAAAGUUUUACGAACAGUUCUCCAAAAACAUCAAGCUUGGCAUCCACGAGGACUCCCAGAAUCGGAAGAAGCUCUCGGAGCUGUUGCGCUAUUACACGUCCGCCUCCGGCAACGAGAUGGUGUCUCUCAAGGACUAUUGCACCAGAAAGAAGGAGAACCAGAAGCACAUCUAUUACAUAACAGGUGAGACCAAGGACCAGGUAGUGAACUCGGCCUUCAUGGAGCGUCUUCGGAAGCACGGCCUGGAAGUGAUCUACAUGAUCGAGCCCAUUGACGAGUAUUGCGUCCAGCAGCUGAAGGAGUUUGAGGGGAAGACGUUGGUGUCUGUGACCAAAGAGGGCUUGGAACUUCCAGAAGACGAAGAAGAGCAAAAGAAACAGGAAGAGAAAAAGACAAAGUUUGAAAACCUGUGCAAGAUCAUGAAGGACAUCUUAGAGAAGAAAGUAGAGAAGGUGGUCGUGUCAAACUGACUGGUGACCUCCCCGUGCUGCAUUGU
Molecule: messenger RNA, 1807 nt
Organism: Neogale vison (American mink)
Lineage: Eukaryota; Metazoa; Chordata; Mammalia; Carnivora; Mustelidae
Product: heat shock protein HSP 90-alpha-like
Exons: 1
Coding region: 6-1781 (591 amino acids)
Biological process (GO): cellular response to heat; protein stabilization; protein folding
Cellular component (GO): perinuclear region of cytoplasm; neuronal cell body; cytosol
Molecular function (GO): disordered domain specific binding; ATP-dependent protein folding chaperone; ATP binding
Source: RefSeq, a predicted model, not a curated record